AUGAAAGAAGGAGUGCACCAGCAAAUUUGGGGAAACGACAUGUCUGCGAGCGUCUUAUCCGCUUUCUACGACAUGGACAUGCUUUACAAGCAGGAUAAAAGCACGAACAUGAACGCCCUCCACAUCAACAGUAUGCUGGACAAGAAGGCGGUCGGAGCCCCGGUCACUUCCGCGGGCUCCGGUGGCCCCUUCACGCCGGGAUUUUUCCGGCGAAACUCCACCAGCAACGUGGAGGCGACAAACAACGGCAACAAGUACCCCGUGAGUUCCUGUUACAGCAGCCUGAAGGAAAACACGCCGAGCGGAACGACCACUCUUAUGAACAAGGAAAACAAGUUCCGCGACCGCGCUUACAGCGAGAGCGGAGAGCGGUCCGUGCUCCAGCAGAAGGCCGGCUCUCAGAUCAACUCUACCCGCUACAAGACCGAGCUGUGCCGGCCCUUCGAGGAGAACGGCUCGUGCAAAUACGGCGAGAAAUGCCAGUUCGCUCACGGCUACCACGAGCUGAGGAGCUUGUCCCGCCACCCUAAGUACAAAACGGAGCCGUGUCGCACGUUCCACACCAUCGGCUUCUGCCCUUACGGUCCCCGGUGUCACUUUAUCCAUAACGCCGACGAGCGCCGGCCCGCUCCGGCUUCCAACGCCAACGUGCAGGCGGGGGAGGGCCCCCGCGGCUACGGCCAAAGGGACAUCCUCCCCCCGCAGCAGCAGCUCUGCUACACCCAGAGAGACAGACCAAAGCUUCACCACAGCCUUAGCUUCUCCGGCUUCUCCAGUCACCACGGACUGGACUCCCCGUUGCUGGAAAGCCCCACGUCGCGGACCCCACCCCCGCCCGCUUCCUCGUGCAUGUCCUCCUCCAGCUUCUACGACGACGUGCUGUCGCCGAACUCCGUGUCUUGCAUCAACGGUGCCUUUAAUUUCCCCGGGCAAGAUUUAAAGACUUUACUAGCCCCGCUGGCCGUGCACACCUCCGGCGGCUACUCCAACAACCACUCAGCCGGCGGCGCCCACUACGGCGGCGUGCAGGGCGGCAUGUGCCCCCCGUCCCCGCCCACGUACAACAUGAGCCACUUGCAGGCGCUGCGCCGUCUGAGCGAGUCGCCGGUGUUCGAGCCUCCUCCCAGCCCGCCAGACUCACUCUCAGACCGGGAGAGCUACGCCAGCGGGUCCCUCAGCUCCUCCGGGAGCCUCAGUGGCUCCGAGUCCCCCAGUCUGGACGCUGGGAGACGUUUGCCAAUCUUCAGCAGGCUGUCGAUUUCAGACGACUGA
Nerophis lumbriciformis (worm pipefish) is the source of this 1272-nucleotide messenger RNA. Lineage: Eukaryota; Metazoa; Chordata; Actinopteri; Syngnathiformes; Syngnathidae. The record is from RefSeq and is a predicted model, not a curated record.